Molecule: messenger RNA, 5087 nt
Organism: Marmota monax (woodchuck)
Lineage: Eukaryota; Metazoa; Chordata; Mammalia; Rodentia; Sciuridae
Gene: CUNH1orf141
Product: chromosome unknown C1orf141 homolog
Exons: 8
Coding region: 3446-4618 (390 amino acids)
Source: RefSeq, a predicted model, not a curated record
CGAGCUGCCUCAAUUUUGUCCCAGAUUUUGGCUUUAACUCAUUGCAGCAUAAAGUGUUUCGACUUGGGCUCCCUACUUUCUGAACCGGGUGGAAGGGGCAGGGGAACUGGGGGCGGGGCGAGACGUGGGAGAUGCCCUCAAGGGCACAUAAUUGAUGCAUUCCCAACUUGCCCAAGACAGAAAAUACUUGGAAUGGUUGGCAGGAGUUCAUCACUCUUGUGGUUGGUAAUUAUGGUGUGAUUUCGAGUUGGCCAAUUAAUUCAUCGAAUCCUUAUCCUUAUUGGUUGCUCACAAUAUUACCAAAGCCUGUAUACCAUACCUUUAAAAAUCCUUUUAUUUUUUUCCCCCUUUGGAAACUUCUCUUUUAAUCUCAAAUUGGUGACAAUUUGUAGUAAAGAUUAAAAAUGAAGAGUAAGCUUUCUCUCAACUUCUCUUAUAACAAAAAGGGGCCAAGAAAAUGUAUGUUAUGUCUUGAGCUGUCAGUCAUCAUAUGUGAACAAAUUUAAAACAAAUAAAAUUUUAAUACACGUUAAAAAAAAGAGAGAGAAAAUGUAUGUUAUGUCUCUGAGCAUAGGACCAGGUUUACAGUUACCUCUUUUUAUAACAAAAUUUUUAACUAGUUCUCCCUAUUCAAUGGCUACCUUAGUUUGCAGGUCAUAAAGGCUGGGAGGUAAACAACAGAAAUUUGUAUAUUCUCAAAACUGGAGGCUGAAAACCAGACAUCAAGGUGUGGGCAGGGCUACUUCUUCCCAGAUCUCUCUCCAUGGCUUGCAGGUGUCUGCCUUCUCUCUGUCCUCACAAGGUCUUUGUAUGUUAUCUCUGACCUAAUCUCUUCUUACUUGACAUCAGUCAUAAGGACCAGGACCCACAAUAACAAUGUUAUUUUAGCUUGACCUUUUUCAAGGUGGACUUUCCAAACACAAUCACAUUCUGAGGAACUGGAGGUUAGAGCUUCAUCAUAUGAGAUGGAUGGGAGUAUAAUUCAGUCUAUAACAUGGACCAUUUAUCAACAUUUUAGAUUUAAAAGAAAAGAAGAUUCCUUUGUGUCUGCACUUGGAAUAUGAAGUGCAGGAAUUCACCACUUUUUUCAUUAUGGAGUAAAAAAUUAACCAUGUAGGAAGUAAAAUGAGGACUUACUGUGGUCUCAGGAUAGUGUUUAGAGUCUAUGUUAGAUACAAACACAAGGCAGGGGCCUUGUCCUCAAGGAAUAAAUGUUUAAACUGAUAAAGCCAUAAAAUGGAAGUAAAUUUUAAUGUUUCCAUUUUCUAGAUAAUUGCUCACUUCUGCUCUUCAGUUUGUGAGUUUAGAGAUUUUUUUGGUUUCCCUGAAUUAUUAAGAGGAGAUGUUUAGAACUUGCUGAAGAAGCCUUCUCAAGGGAGCUUAUUAUAUUGACAACCCUGGGUUUUGUUCUUUUUCUUUUCAGUCCCCAAGGUGCACACUGUUAAAAUAAAAUAGUGUCCCUAAAAGUAGGUUUUUAAAAGCUGUAUUAUUUUAGUAAUGACUCAUCUUCUGUUGUGCUAAUAUGUUGAUGCUGAAAUAAGUCCAAUGUGGACAGACCUUCGAUUUACUACAAGAGUGAUUUUGGAAAUGUAUUGGGUCCUAAUUGGCAAGUUCUCUAUUUCACUAUAUUUUUUUUCCCUCAAGAAAUGGUCAUUGCUGAUCCAGUAAUUAAGAACAUAAAUCUGAGUUUCCUUUCAAAACAGUUUUACUGAGUUUAGAUUUGGCAAGAACCACAUUGUGUAAUAAUUCACUGUUUCAUGUUUCAUCCUCUAUCCCGUAAAUCAUGAAAGAACAUUGUUCAUUACAGAUAAAUCGGAAUGUUUAUUCCUAAAAUGUUAUAUUCAGGGACAUCUCCAAAUUAAAAUGUCAUUUUUCAGAUUCAGAUAGUUCUAAAAUGCUCUGCCUGGCGCUGAGGUUCAGAGGUGGGUAACCCAAUUUUUGCUUUCAAUGAGCCUCAAGACAGUGGAGAAGAGAUGUGUCAAAGAGUGAAUCUCUUUAACAUGAAACAGUGUGUGCUGCGUGUGGCAAUGGGGGACAGAGUGCAACAGGAGCUCAUAAGAAACAGACUGUCACAAGGCAAGGGAUGAGUAGACGCCAAGUAGAGUUCUUAAGAGGACACCUUUACACCAGGAUUUGAUAGAGUAGGCUUGCGACUGGAAUUCAGGAAGAGAGAACAUUCUGAGUGGAAGAAAAAGCAUGAGUACAGCACAUGGUGGGAAAAGGGGUAGGGAAUAUCCAGGGAAGGAGGGUAGAAUACUGCGGAAGAUAAAAACGCUAUGAUGGGAGAUCAUUGGAAAGGGGAAUUGAGCCAGAUCUUAGGCUGUCUUUUCUUGAAUGGCCUCGUAUGUCUUCUGAAGAUUUAGGGGAUCAUUCUGCAACUAAUAAGGAGCAAGCCAAGAUUUGCACACUAGAGCUGCAUCCGAUCCUAUUUAAGACAGCUCCAAUGGCAUUUUGAAGGAUCAACAUUUGAAGGAUGCAGAGGAACUUUAGGGGUAAGCAAAUUAGAAGGUGCAGUAAUCCAGGGGAAGAAAACCAGAAAGCUGAAGAUUGGACAGGGAACAAUGACAAUGGAAAUCAAAGCCAGGAUCGGAAAGGUCUGGUCCUCUUUGUGUCCAUGCAGACUCACUCUUCAUGUGACAGACUGUGCCCGUGUCUAGCCCUGAGAUUCUAUGAGGUAGGCUUCUAUGACCACAUAAGAACCUUGUAUUCUAGAUGGAAGCAUUGCACCCUAAUUGUAAGAACAUAUAAGAAUGCUUCAGUGAGAAUUCUUUAAGUGAGAUCAUCUCUCCCACCUCAGUUACUAUAUCAGUUGAAAGGGGAUAAUUAGAUCUACUGAAUACAAAACUAAUUUUUUUCGGGGGCUGGGGUAUGGAGACAUAGUAAUGAUUGGGCAAUUUUCCUAAAUAGUUCCUAUUGAUUCAAUUCUACCCUUGGGUUUUAUAGGACCAUGAGUUUUAGUUUUGGCUCACUGAACUCUAAAUAAGAAUUUAACAAAAAAUUCAAAAUGAAACCAGGAGGAAGUUAGGGAAGGAAACAAGCUAAUUAGAUGACAUUAUUACAGAAGAUCUUAAAUUGUUGGAUUACAAUACAAGAUACCAAAGUGCUUAAAAUUCUUAAUGUUUCCUAAGUUCCAAAGUGAUUUUGUAGAGAUAUAGUUGAAGAAAUAUACUGAGAAGGAAACAAGUAGCCAAUCAGACAUAUGGAGACCAUUGUUGACUGCUUGGUGGUGGGCAUGGAAGAAAAACAUAAAAUGGUCUACAACUGGAGAACAUGCAUUUUGCAGCAUUUAUAGAAAGGAAAUCCCAUUUUAUCUCUAACUGUAUAUGUGCUCCCGAAGCAAGCACGUAAAGACAAAUUUUUAAGCUGUGCAAUAAUCCAGGAAAGAAGUUACGAAUCCUAAAUGGAGGCAGUAGCAAUGUAAAUGGUAGGAAUUUACUGACAGACAAUGGCAGAAAGAGUCUUACAGAAGUUAGAACUCCUGGAUAAGCAAGCAAAGAUACUCAUGAACAGAAGAAUAAAGAAAAACAAGCUUCAGUAUGUAGGAACAGAAAAUACUUUACCCCUGACAUUUGAUUAUCAUUCAGAAUUUGAAGAGGGUAGUUCUACCCUUCAAUCUGCAUCGAGGACAGCAUCAAAGACCAUGGAAGAUAAGUCACGUGAUGUUAAAAAAUCAAAAAAAUGUGUCUAUUUCAAAAUUGAACCUGAACCCAGAAAGAGUGAUUUUGAAAAGUUAAAUUUAAGAUCACAAUUUGUUCCAACAAACAUGAAAAAUCAAGAAACUCAAAUCGAAAAAAAUACUAGAAAAUCAUUGGAGUCAAUUGGUUUCUUAGAAGAUGAUGUAAACAAGAGAAGGAAGUAUCCUCCACCAACGAAUGAUUUCAGUACAAAAGAAAAGAAGCCAAUCACAAGUGAUCCAUUGAGUGACCACUGUUCAGUAAGAAAGAACACCUUGCUCCCCUUGUGUUUUGAGGAUGAACUGAAAAAUCCAAAUGCCAAAAUAGUGGACAUUAGUCCAGCAAAGACAGAAACUUCUCAAGUGGAACAAAAGGACACAAAUCCCAUAAUUUUCCAUGAUAAAAAAUAUAUUCAAAUGUUACUUUUCACAAAAAAUGGACUUUCUGCCCAUCUUUGGCAAAAUGAAAAACUUUACCCUCAUAAAAGAACAAAUUUUGUUUUGGAAAGAAACUGUGCGAUGCUCAAAUCUUUUAUUGGCAAUGAAGUGAUUACCUUUUCUGAACCCCAAAGAACUACACAUAUAACAUUUGAAAAAGAUAAACAAGCCACACCUUUGAGAGUGGACCAAAAAACAGUGAAGAAUACUUGUGAUCAGCCAUCAAAAGGCAGACUUUGGAGUAGAAGUUAUACUAUCUCACCGACUUUUUCCCAUUUCACAAAAAAAUGUGUGGGCUAUCUUGAUAAACCUGUUAUUCGAGAAAAGAGUGAUAAAACUCACAAAUUUGAAAGAAUGCUUUCUACAGUGAAGCCGGUGCACACACACAAAUUCACUGCCUCACCUAUUAAAGACUACUCAAAGCCUUCGAAAAAAAUACUGGAAGUUCAUAAAAUAAGUGACGUAACACCGUUGGAUGAUUUGUUAAAGUUGUCAAAAGAUGAUUAAAGGCCUCCAAAGAUGUCAUCUGUACAGUAGUAUUUUGGUAACAAGAAGCAAAUAACCAAGUUUCAAGAUGAUAAAAGAAAUCCAAAUUGUAAUAUUCUAAUGAAUGGCUCAAGAAAGCAAGGCAUAGAAACUGGAGUUACAAAUCGACAGUGGUCCAAUGGAGAAAAAUCAACAUUUUUUUUAGUAAAUAAUAGGACACUGGGAAAUAAUUAUCAAUUAGAGGGACUAGUCCAUGACUUUUUACUAUCUCAAUUAGAUUGAUCAGUCAUUAGCAUUCCUACAGUAAAGUCUGAUUCAAGACCAAGAAUGGCAUGCACUAACCAGAUAUUUGCUGUUGGAAGCCAAUAAGCUUGUUCUAUAAUUGAAUAUCAAAUGAGACAAACAUACCUUUACUUUAUCACUGUGGAAUUAAUCAUUAUCAGCAUUUUAGAGAACCAUGGAUAAAUAGUAUCACAUUAACAAUGUAUAC